CACAUGCCACGCGCUUCCUGCUCAGUCGAGCGAGCUUGUUCAGCGGCAGCAGAUCGAGUGGGAUGCGAUUCAGGACGACCAUAACCAUAGGCCAUGUAGAGCCACCCGGGAACUGCGGGCUGAUGGAACUCAACGAUGACUGCCUGCUUAUGAUUUGCGAACGUCUUUCGCUGGGGGACCAACUCAAAUUGAUUGAGCUGCAAGAGAAGCGACUAUCCAGUUUGAUACUUCACCUGUGGUCCGGCAGAUAUGCCAAACAGUUCGAUUUUGGCCGGGAGCAGCAUUUAAAGCUGUUGAAAUGCGACGAGCAAGCCAAACUAUUGGAUUACAUAGGCAGGCGAACAAGAGCCCUUAUUAACUUGCCAGGAACUAGCGAAUGUUGCCGGAUAUGGCUGAAGCGGAAGCGAAAAGUCUUUACCCAUAUUCAGCGAGUAAGUUUCACUAAAAGCAGUUCUUUGCUGAUACAAAAACUGCCCCACCUUUGUCCCAACAUGGUGGACCUUAAACUUGGUGAAGGUGUGGACUUAACACCUAUCGAUAUGGAUUGCCUAUUUAAAAAUUUGAACAACGUUAGAUCCUUCGAGCUGCUCUCUAACUCGCAUUGCAGGCAGUUUGAGUACCAGUAUCCCCGAAGUCUGGAAACCCUAAAGCUACCAGCCUGUAUGGUAAAUGCUCGCGUUUCUGAAAUCUUCCAAUUGCCUAGACUCCGCCUAUUGACAGCUUUUCUGUGCCGGAAUUCGGGGCACUGCCACCUGGAUGAUGGCAAGGCAAAUGCCAGUGGCACAGGAACGUUGUCCGCGUGCCUGCAGCAAAUUCGGGGUCACAAUUGUCGGAUUGUGGGACUCCGUUUGCAGUGUCGACUGGAUGACUGCCUGCCAGUCGUCGCUGUGGAGGAUAUAUUCCGGCUGCGAUACUUUGCCUGGCACUCUCAGCUGACGGUGCACUAUGAUGUGGCGGAUGGAAGCGUCACGUGGAUGCCACAGCGACCGCAGGCGGUACGCUCCCUCCUCUGCUUCCUGGCCACCCAGGCGGCCAGUUUGCGGGAAUUGGAUUUCACGCGUAACGCACAUGCCACGCCCACAUUUCUUGCACAGUUAGACGCCCACUUGAAGCGGGCCGGCGGAUGUCCUACCACCCAAUUGACAAAUACGAACACUCAUGUGAGUGCGGAUGUGGAGGCGGAUGCGGAUGCGGAUUCGGCUGAGACAAACGAUUUGGCGUUUGUCGAGCUGGAAUUGCUGCAUUUGCCUAAUGAACAAUCGGAAGCGAGCACCGGAGAGAUGACAGCGAUGAGGGAUUAGGCCAAAAGGAUAAUGGAUGGUGCAUCUGAUCUGAUUGCUGACGAUAGUGGAACCAUAAUAGCAAAUUAAGUAAAUCUCAAGUACUGCCGCGGGGAAAUGCCGAGUUGAAUUUAGCACACGAAUAUUCUUUAAUAUACUUUAAGGUUUAUUGAUAUAUAGAUAAUAAAUAUGUGUUUAAUACAGAACCAA
Molecule: messenger RNA, 1490 nt
Organism: Drosophila eugracilis
Lineage: Eukaryota; Metazoa; Arthropoda; Insecta; Diptera; Drosophilidae
Exons: 1
Coding region: 63-1301 (412 amino acids)
Source: RefSeq, a predicted model, not a curated record